Molecule: messenger RNA, 5859 nt
Organism: Adineta ricciae
Lineage: Eukaryota; Metazoa; Rotifera; Eurotatoria; Adinetida; Adinetidae
Source: the annotation of a GenBank genome assembly
AUGGAUGAGUGUUUUAUAUGUGAAUGUUCGUUGUAUGAUGGAGGUGCAACGAUAACCAGCCCAUGUGGCCAUACAUUUCAUCGUCAGUGUGUUGCAGAUCGAUUGACCAAAAAGAACAAGAGAGAUUGUAAGAAGUGUGGAAAACACUGGGAUGUGAAAGCUACUCUUGCCGAUGAAAACGGAAAUGGCGGAUCUACUGCUGCAGCAGUUUCAGAUAACAACAAUUAUACCGGUGGUGACGGUAAUGCAAAAGAAUCUUCUAAAGCAAAAAGUGGAUCUACUCGGAAGAGUUCCCGUUCGUCUUCAUCGUCAUCAAGUGGACAAACAUCAACAACAGGGACAGCGUCUUACAAAGGCGGGAAUGGAGGUGAUGCAAAAUCAACGGAGAAAGGCUCGACAGAUCGCCGAAGCAAAUAUCCAGUAUACAUUCCAGAAAUACCAUUUACUACCGAAGAUACACAGGAAUUUGAAAAAACCGUUUCUGAAGGUAUUCGUUCGGAUGCAGAAGGAAAGGUGGACGAUAUUAAAUUCUUUCCGAACUUUGGUUUUGGUAUUGUUUAUGUGACGAGUGAAGCAAUGAAACGUAACCUUGUUGAAAAAGUGCGAAAGGUCAAAUUAUCGAUCGGAGACGCUGAAAUAACGAUUUCGUUCAGCGAUACUCUAGAAGUUAUCUCGUACGUCGUAUUAAAUAAGGACGAUCAUCGUACAAGUACUCGAUUGCCAACACCAGAAGAAAUAAGUAAAAAAUGGGCCACUCAUCUGAAGGUAGACGAACCGCUAUCGUGUGUUGUAUUGGAUGCACAAUUCCCGAAUAUUUAUCGUCUUACUUCUGAAUUUUCGAAUCGAUUCUUAGACAGUGCUGUUAAAAAGAAAUUUGCUAUCGAUGACAUAUCAGCUCAAACGUAUAUUUUCGCUGAUUGCAGUCUUUUAGAAGGUCUGACAAAAUCGACGACCGAAAAAACUCUAGAAGAAGCGAUCAAAGAAUCUCUUCAAGACGAUAACAUUUCACCAUCAUGUCUCUAUACGCAAGUAAGUCGACAGACACACAAUGCAUGUGUUAUUGUCACUGAUGAAGCUCGCAAAUGGACAGCACAAUCGUGUAUUGAUAUUGAUAGUCGACAAAUAUCGAGGAGGAGUUUUAACUAUCACUUACUUAUUGAACCGGUUUCGAAAACUGACGUUGAUCGUAUUAUCAAUCAUCAAGUGUUUAAUGGAAAAGUGAUAAAUCAUAAGUGUGCUGAUAAGAAACUUCUUGUAAUUAUUGAAGAUAAAUAUGUUUUUGGCAAAUGCUUACGAUUAAAGAAACUAGAGAUUAAUGGCAAACGUUUUCGUAUUAGCGAGAAUGUUGCAUCGCAAGAAAUGGACGAUUGCGAAAUCAAUGCUCAAACAUGGUACAAAACCAAAAUGGCCGAAGUCAAACCGGACAUUAUGCAAUUCCUAGACGAUCCUGAUCAUUUCAUUUUUAAGUGCCGAUGGAAUGAAAAAGCAUGGCUCGAAGAGUUUCAAAAUUCAGCAUCUACACCGCAUCAUGGUGACCGCGAUCGCGGUGCUUCACGCUCUGAAAAGUCUGCGAAACCCGAUCAAACACGUCAUCUACUUCGAAUGACUGUCAUGCUCGAUACUUUUGCUGCCGUGAAGAAGAAACAUUAUUUAGUCGGUGAUAAAAAAGUGACGUUGAAUCUGGAUGAUAAAUUAACCACCAUUAUUUACAAUCAUCAAUCCAAACUCGAAAAAUGCUCAAAAAUACCAUACGAAAAGAUUCAACAUGAUCGAACCAACAUUCGGGUACAGGAAGAGGACUGUCUUGUAGUAUAUGAACAGCUAGUUAAAGAUGGUUACCGUCCCGUACUGUUAAACAUGGCUAAUCAAACAACUCCUGGAGGUGGAUAUAAAAAAGGUGAUGGCGCACAAGAAGAGAACAUCUUCCGUCGUUCCGAUUACUUUCGCAGCCUAGAUCUCGAAUUAGACUCAUAUCAUGAUCAACGAGCUGAACGCUUUAUCUGCACAUCUGACUGUGAAGAAGAGCCUGUGGGUGAUGAAAAGCGCAUCUAUCCAAUGGAUGAAUUCGAUGCAAUUUAUACUUCAGGUCUCACCGUGUUUCGUCAUUCAGAAGACCGAGGUUAUGCUUACAUGAACAAACCAUUGACAGAUGUUUGUGCCAUUGCCAUCGCUGCUUAUCGAGUUCCCGAACUAGAUGACAAUCGAUUAGCACCAGAAGCAGCUGUAGGCAUGCGAAAAAAGAUUGAAACUAUUUUUUCGAUUGCCUAUCGUUAUGGUCAUGAUUCACUUGUUCUGUCUGCUUUUGGUUGUGGUGCAUUCAAAAAUCCACCUGAACAUGUGGCACAACUGUUUCUAUCAGUUAUUGAACAGUACGCAGGCUUCUUCAAACUAGUUGUGUUCGCGAUCAUCGACGAUCACAAUACGGGUGGUCAAUUAAACCGAGAAGGCAACUUUAAGCCAUUUGAAAAGUUGGAUGGCAAAUCAGUUAAGUUUGCUAAACUGGCGAGUAUUCCAAAUACAAUCAUCGGUCCAUAUCGACUCCUCUCGGAUGGAUCGACUGUGAGUGAUGUUUGUAUAUUCGAUUCAGCGCCAUGUAAAUUCGCAGCUAUGUGUAAUGACCGUAAUCCAGAUCAUUUGCGUAAUUUUUCUCACCCACCAUUAUGUGCCAUGGCUUUUGACAAGAAUCAAUGUGACAAAUCAUCUGAUAGAGUUCAUAUGUACUCAUUUAUUCAUCCUAGAAAAUGUCUAGAUGGCGGUGAAUGUACUCUGAUUGAUAACAAAAAGCACUGCCAAGAAUUCGAACAUCCACCAUUUUGUUCGAAAGAAGGUUACUGUACCAAUAUGGAGGCAGUUCAUCUACGAGAAUAUCGUCAUUUACCACUUUGUCCAGAAGCACACAAAUGUAAAGAUUUUCUAAAGAACAUCAAAGUUCAUUGUGAUCAAUAUCGUCAUUGUAAACCGGGAUGUCCAUAUGGAAAUAGAUGCAACAAGUAUCAUGACAAACAACAUCUUAAUGAAUGUCACCAUCCGUUUCUUCCACCAUGUCCAUUCACUCCAUUUCACUGUCGAUCCUACAACGAUUUCUUUCGAGAAAACAAAAAGAACAGCUCGACCUUUUUCGACGACGACCAGCAUUUGCGUCAAUUUUCACAUGUGUGUUGGUAUGGAAACAACUGUAAAGAGCAAACUGAGAAACAUAUAAAAUACUUCAUUCACAUAGAUCGUCAGAGUUGUUCGUUCGGUGAUAAAUGUGAAAGAAUGAAACAAGAGGAUCAUUUAAACACAUUUACGCAUCGAAACAUUCCUGAUAUACGACCUCUAUGCAAACAUGACAAACGGUGUACCUCUCAAACUGAUCAAAGUCAUAAUACUCGCUUUCGUCAUUCUGCUUCACCUGAAGAUAUGGACGCGAUUGGCUGCCGCAAUACGAAUGUGGAUAUCAACUUCGUUCAAAAUCAAAGAAAUAUUACUGACAACAUCAAUAAAUGUCUUCGAAAUGCGUUGCCUUCGCCAAGCCGUUUUCCUGAAGAUAUUCUUCGAUGGUUUUGUGUAGUUCAACCUGUUUAUCGGUGUAGUCAGAUCAUGUUUGAACUGUUUGUUCUUCAACAGAAAGUUAUGAGUCAAUAUUAUACGAAAAAAUUGAAAGAGCCAGAAUUCGUGGCCGAUUUAGUUCUUCAACAUGAUCAAAUCCGUUGUAUAGAAGCUCGAGGGAAAAGAUCAGUGAAGGAAGAUGUUAAGCAGUAUAUCACGAUUAUGGUUGAAGAGGAGUAUGUGAGCUUGUCUAGGGGUUCAUUCUCAUCAAAUCAACACACCGAUAAUCGACGAAAAAAAGAGGAAGACCUUCAGCAGUCAAUUUCUCAACAAGACAUCGAUAUAAUUAAAAAAACAACGAGAUCUAUGGCGAAAAGAGCUUUUGAAUGUAGCUCUUUUGUUAUCAGCAAAUCUACAUCAAGCAAAUCCUUUGACAAAGAAAAGACAAUUUGCGGCAUUCUCGGACCACACUUGGGACAUGACCAUGGAGAUAUAUUUAUUAUUUUCAAGCGAGAAAUUCUACAUCAUCCUGAUUCCAGUUUCUCUAUUCAAAGUGCAGCAUCAUUCCACGACGAUGAGACAUAUCGUCGCUGCCCUUGGCUUGGUCGUGAUCCACACUCAACUGAACACAGAACUCAAUUAUAUAAUAACUGUAAACUACAUGUUUCUGUUCCAGGCUAUGAAUCAACAGCUACCCUAGAAUUAGUAGCUACUGUUAGUCAAUACUUACACAAGGACGGCAGGAGUGUUAAUCUUGACACCGUUCUGCGUGAAUGGCCUCGAAUGCCUGGAUACAAAGGUAUCGAAGCUAACUUGCCUGGACUCAUUCCAAUCAGCUAUAUCGAUCAAGUUUAUAUGCCAGACAAUAUGUACGAUUCGCUAGACCAAGAUGCACGUGGAGUCAUUGAUAAUACUCUCAAAGGUCGUAUCACUACCAUUCCGAGAAAAGGUACUAGCUCAGGAGUAUCAACCAGUAGCCAAGAUUUCAUCAAUGAUAGACUAAACAAACAGUUCAGUCAACAAGAUGAAGAUUCUAUUGCAAGACCUCUUCGAGGUUUUAGUCUCACACUUCCACCAUCAAACUUUAACACACAUACACUGUUACCUCUUACAAUAUCACAAGCAUUUGCUCAGUAUCGCACUGAUCGCACACAAUCGUCGCGAGACAAUACGACGAUCAUCUAUUGGCAAGCCAUGUGUGGAGAUAUGAUGUUAACACUAUCGAGUGACAAAGACGAGUUCGAUAAAGGUCGAACGAGUUCACGUUCUCUCAUUUGUUAUCUUGCUAGAAUGCCGGCUACCAACGAGGUCGAAUAUCGUGAAGAAGCUUCGUAUUUGAACAGUGGCUAUCCUUCUGAACAUGAAACAUACGUUCAUAAAGAAGCAUAUGCAGCUGGUUCAAAUACAUUUUACAUUGGGUGCAAUACUGACGAUUUUAUGACAUUUUGCUUGAAAAUUCAACGUUCGAUCGGUAAAAUCACUCUUUCUCAUGCUGGACCAAAUUCACUGUACAACAAUUCGACAAUUAGCUUUACUUUUGGUAAGACUGAACUUGACUUAGUUGCAUUGGAAUUCAUUCGACUGAGUGCUGGUGAAUGUGCAGUACCAAUUCGGAAUGUGAUGAUUUGUUUUGAGGAACAGGCUGAUCUUCAUCCAAAAGUUGACACGAAUAUGGGAAAAGAUUCGCAGUUGAAUGACGAGAGAUCUUGUAAUAACCGUGCUAGACUGCAACCGAAGCAAAGUGAACCCUCGUCACCGUCUUCUCCGAGUGUGAAAGCUCAGCAUGGAGUUGGAUUUUCUAAGCAAGCACAAAGCUCAUCAGUGAAUAGUAAUCCUGCAUCUCUUAUUCCAUGUCGGGAAAAUGUCAAUUGUCUUCUUCAAUUAUCCAAUGAAAAAGAACACAAUUCGAAAUUUUCUCACCCAUGUCGAUUUUCUGAACUGUGUCGAAAUCGAGAGGCACACUUAACACACGAACCACAUCGGGUACCGACAUGUGUUUCGGAUAAGAAUUGUUCACUUCUUACUAGUGCGUAUCAUCGAGCGGAUCAUCGUCAUACAGGCUUACCUGAUUAUCUCAUUCCAUGUCGCCACCAACAGAAAUGCCAUGAUAACACGGUGGAACAUCGAAUAAAGUAUUCACAUGGAGAACAAGUUUAUGAAUUCUCCAGCUUAGGAGCUGGAAGAGAUUCUACUGAUAUAAUUCCUUGCAAAUGGGGUUCAAAAUGUCGAGACACGGAUAAUCAGCAGCACUGUAGGAAAUAUUCUCAUCCCAAGCCUGUAUCAUCACCAUCAAACAGCUCGAGUGUUGCCACAAGAAAAUUUAAGUAA